CAGACCUCUAGCAUCACUUUAUGCCUUGUCGAAUAUUCCUUGAAAGGUCAAGAAAAAUAAAAUAAAAUGGCGUCCGCUGUUCUCAACAUCCCCCCGGAGCUUUUACACAUGAUAUUUGCACCCCUAUCGCCUAGCGAUCUUUACACCGUCUCUCUUAUGCGGAGGAGCUGGCGCUCUAUUGCCGAGCCAUUGCUCUACGCUCAUGUUGAAUGGACAUGGACAAAGUCUCAUAACCCCCCGAUCGCCCAGUUUUUGCGAAGCAUUGUACGCAGGCCCGAGCUCGCCAGUCUUGUGCAUACUGUGAUCCUCAAUGGAGAUUGUUUCGAACGCAGCUACUAUGAUUACAAAAAGCAAAGUCCCAAGCUCCCAGUCAGUGAAGAUGUCUUGGACGAGCUAGUGCAAUGUAUCGAAAGGAUCCAUAUCCCAUAUAGUGAAAAAUGGAUCCAAGAGUUGCGGGCUGGAACGAUGGAUGCGUUUAGUACACUUUUACUAUCACGGCUCCCCAAUGUAAAAAGCCUCUAUCUGGGCCUCAACUUUGCGCGAGAGAGCCGCAUCUUGGGUAUGAUGCUGCGUUCGGCCCUCUGCGAGGAGUGCCAAGAGAGCGAUCUCCCUUCCUUUAUACAUCUCCAAGAUGUGUCAGUUAUGUUUCCUCGUCCUGGUAACUUUAUUCGCAGAUACACGGACUACAGGAACACAGCAGACGCUCUCUCCCUCUUUUACUUGCCGUCGGUUGAACAUAUAUGGACCGUAGUGGAUAACCCCGCUACUUUCAUGUGGCCUGGGGUGUAUCCCCCAAAUCUAUCGAGUCUCGUAUCCCUCGACUUGACAAUGCUGCGCGAAGGGCAUCUUGGUCAAGUGUUGUCAGCCACUCCACGGCUUCGGAAGCUUCGGUGGGAUUGGCACUACCGCCCAGAUCUUAAGGACCCUUUUGUUACAGAUAUUAUCGAUUUGGACCAAAUCGCUGCAGAUUUAUCUCACGUGCAAGAGACUUUGACAGACUUGACUAUCACGGCAGGGUCAGACGUCUCAUUGGCGGAUCCCGAACUUCCAACACUCAACUUCCGCGGGUCGUUCAAAGCUUUCAGCGGACUCCAUAUGCUUGAAAACUUGGAAGUUCCGAUUUCAUUUUUCCUUGGAUUUUCUUCCAAGGAGCCAAAUGUGGUUGGCCUAGGGGAAGCACUUCCAAAGAAUAUCCAAUGGCUGACUGUCACCGACGAUCUAUGUUUUCAGUGUGAAUGGGAAUGGUACUGGGAGGCUGAAUCUUUAUUCGAGGCUUUUCGAUCAUGGCUGCAAGACUGCAAGAAGGCCUUGCCUCGUCUCCAAGGAUUUCGCCUGUUGAUGAAGGUGCUCAAAGUGCGGGACUGGGAGGCUGAGAUGAUACAGGGGCUCAGAGACAUGGGUCCCCGGACGGGAUUUCAGGUUGAAAUAAUUGAGGGAGAGACGGAUGUCAGGUGA
Aspergillus pseudonomiae is the source of this 1455-nucleotide messenger RNA. RefSeq lists its product as uncharacterized. Gene Ontology annotation, molecular function: protein binding. The record is from RefSeq and is a predicted model, not a curated record. Lineage: Eukaryota; Fungi; Ascomycota; Eurotiomycetes; Eurotiales; Aspergillaceae. The coding region runs from base 67 to 1455 and encodes 462 amino acids. The transcript has a single exon.